Messenger RNA from Morone saxatilis (striped sea-bass), 2707 nucleotides. RefSeq names its product potassium voltage-gated channel subfamily A member 10 (gene kcna10a). Bases 446 to 2191 code for a protein of 581 amino acids. Gene Ontology annotation, cellular component: membrane; voltage-gated potassium channel complex. Gene Ontology annotation, biological process: potassium ion transmembrane transport; protein homooligomerization. The transcript is spliced from 2 exons. Lineage: Eukaryota; Metazoa; Chordata; Actinopteri; Moronidae. Gene Ontology annotation, molecular function: delayed rectifier potassium channel activity; protein binding. The record is from RefSeq and is a predicted model, not a curated record.
GGGAUUUUGCAAGCGGGGAAUUGGCCAAAUUAAACGUAAUCAUGCUGUUGUUAUAUCACCCUCACAUCUGGCCCCAGGGUGAUUGGCCGGGGCACCUCCGCCGUGCCUGCUGUCUGCGCGGUCAACCCGGGGGUAACAGGAAGCGCGUUGCGGUCCGUCGAUCCAGUGCGCACUAACCAUGCCUCCGGCACGGCCCGGAGCCCCAAACUUUCACCAACAACGCCCGGAAGUCUGUAGGAUCUGGACGGCACUGAAGGUGUUGGAGGGACUGAAGAAUAGAGGAGGCUUUCAACGAGUUGUCCCGUUGCUGUAAGUGCCUCUGAAGAACGGCUGCUCUGGUACCCUACUGCUCAUUCUGGUGACUGAGCCUCCCAUCUAUACAUCUGUGUGUGUGUGAUUGUCUUAUCCUGGGUUCCCACGGCUUUGCACUGGCUGAACUGCAGCCAUGGAGGUGGCGCUGGUAGACUUUGAGAGCCUAGUAGACCUCAACGGGAGCCUUGAGGAUGAGGUGGACACCUAUGCUGAUGAGACCACAGCUCUUACCGUGGACAUGCCCCCAGAGCACACCAGCCCGGGCAGCAACUACCUUCUGCGAACCUCUCAGCUGUCCUCUACGCCCUCCCACCACAGUUAUGUGCCCUCCUGCAUGUGGGAGUCCACCUCAUCUUCACCCGCUCCACAUACACAGACACUGGGAGUACCCCAGUCCCCAACCAUGCCAACUCCAAGCAGACAGGGGCGCAGUAGCUGCGCCAGUAUGAUCUCCAAUUGGAAAUUGCUGCUAAACAGUGAGGGCACUAAGGAGAGUGAGACGAUCUUCAGCCGGCUUGCAAAGGAGUGCUGUGAGGAUCUGUUUGUAGAUAAACGAGGUUUAGAUGAUGGAGACCAGAAAGUCAUCAUCAACAUUGCCGGCCUUCGUUUUGAGACACAGCUCAAAACUUUGGACCAGUUUCCUGAGACACUGCUAGGAGAUCCUUUGAAAAGGAUGGACUACUUUGAUCCAAUGAGGAACGAGUACUUCUUUGAUCGGAACCGACCUAGCUUUGAUGGGAUCUUGUAUUACUACCAGUCAGGGGGUAAGAUCAGACGUCCAGCUAACGUUCCCCUGGAUGUGUUUGCAGAUGAAAUUGUGUUCUAUGAGCUUGGAAGUGACGCCAUGGAGCAGUUCAGAGAAGAUGAAGGAUUCAUAAAGGAUGUUGAGAUCCCUCUACCUGAUAAUGACAUGUACAGGCAAUUCUGGCUGCUGUUCGAGUAUCCAGAAAGCUCAAAUGCAGCCCGAGGUGUAGCACUGGUGUCUGUUUUUGUUAUUGUCAUAUCCAUCAUUAUUUUCUGCAUGGAAACACUGCCAGAAUUCAGAGAUGAAAGUGACCCAAUUGUGCCCACGGCGGUACAGCCUUUCAACCAAUCUAGAGUUUACACUUCUGUGGCUCCAUCUGGCGUAAAGCCAACAACUUUCUCUGAUCCCUUCUUCAUCAUUGAGACUGCCUGCAUUGCGUGGUUCUUCUUUGAGCUGUGUGUGAGAUUUUUGGUCUGUCCAAGCAAAAAGGAAUUUUUCCACAAUCUCAUGAACACGAUUGACAUUAUAUCCAUCAUCCCUUAUUUUGUUACUGUAGUUACAGAAAUUGUCUCAACACCGCAAGAGAACUCAGGACAGAACAUGUCUUUGGCCAUUCUGCGUAUCAUCCGUCUGGUCAGGGUGUUUCGUAUAUUCAAACUCUCACGUCACUCCAAGGGGCUGCAGAUCCUGGGACAGACUCUAAAGGCCAGCAUGCGUGAGCUUGGCUUGCUCAUCUUCUUCCUCUUCAUCGGAGUCAUCCUCUUUUCCAGUGCUAUCUACUUUGCUGAGGUAGAUGAGCCUAACACACAGUUCGUCAGCAUACCUGAUGGCUUUUGGUGGGCUGUGGUUACCAUGACCACUGUAGGCUACGGGGACAUGUGUCCAAUUACCAUGGGCGGUAAAAUGGUGGGCACCUUGUGUGCCAUUGCAGGUGUGCUGACCAUUGCUCUGCCUGUUCCCGUCAUUGUUUCCAACUUUAACUACUUCUACCACAGAGAGACGGAAGCAGAGGACAAGUUGCCCUUGGCAGAUGCUGUUGAGCAAGCCAUGAAUGGUGAGACAAGUAACAAAGAGGGUAGCAACACCUCGCUCAAUAAAGCCAAUGGCAUCUGGCAGAGGGACAAAGGGGAAUAACUGUGGAAGUUCAGGAGGAGGAGAGACUUUGCAACAGGAAAGCCAGCAGGAAAGACAAGAAGAAGAGAGUAUGGAGAAAAUUAACUGUUAUGAUUUCCGUCAACCAAUCUUAAUGGGAUUGGUGAGAUAAAAUGUUUGCACCUAGUGAAAAAAUUGUUUUAUAUGGAUAUACAGGAUAUGCUGUACUUACCUCUUUUGUGUUUAAUAUGAAAAUGACAUUGAAAAUAACAACAGACAAGCGGAAGAAUUCAUUCAGUUCAUGUUCAGAAUUGUAUGUCAACAUAUUUCAAGUCUACUUUGUGUUAGGACUAUUACUUUAGUUGAGUAGAAAUAUAACAAAUAUGUCAUUAUUAUAAUUCAUCAGUACAUUAUAAGGAUUUCUUUAUAAUUUUGGUCAUAUUUUUAUUGCCUUGGUCAUUAAUCCUAUAGCUUAUAACAUUUUGCUCACAAGCUUGACUGUUGACCAUUUUGGCCACAAAUACCUAAAGAGUAACUAAAGCCGAAAAUCGCAUUUGU